AUGACCUCGAUCCAGCUACCUCCACUCCAAUUCGAAGAUGGAGGCUUCCGCGUGUCUAUCAUCCAGGGAAGUUCAGCCACGCCGGGUGGAGGCCGUCCCUUCCCACGCCGGCAGGAGCCCCAACCCGAGCCGGAAUCUGUUUCAGAGUCCAAGCCGCACGCCGCGUCCAAAUCAUUCCUGAACAGUGGAUCACAGUCAACAUCCGAGGACGAGGAUGGGUCUGUUUUCGAAACGGCAUCCGUCGCAGCGUCGUCAAAGCUCGACCUCGAUUUUCCACAGCCCCGUAGGGUGUUAACGCCCCGAGCGAAGACUCCAACGUCCGAGAUUGAGAUUCAGAUCGACGCCGAGCCGAUGACUCCCCCAGAACGGUUGACAGACGCGUCGGAUCAAAUACAAAUCGAGCUCGAUAUUGAACCAAGGCCGUCGAUCUCCGACUCGAUCCUGCGCGGGGAGAAUAACGUGACCGAAAUGCCCACACACGAUGACGAAGCGUUGGUACCGAACAUUCCUUCACAUCCAAUUCCUCUGAUGCAGCUGGCGUUCGCCGAGUCGCUGGCGGAAGUGACUACGGGUCCUUUGCGCAAACCACGGCUCCGCGAAUUCGACGCAAGACAGCGGCGAGAGAGGCUCCUGGGUCAGACCAAGGAUGACGAGCCAUUCGAUGCACCAUGGCGCUACCGACCUGGCCAGAAGGAGCAUGAAGUCGUCAAGCUAUUGUCGCAAAUCUCAUUCGGCGUCUACUUACUACUCAACGGCAUGGCCAACGACCAUGCGCAGGUUGUCGGCAUCCUGCAAGGCCAUAUUGACGAGGUCGACGAGUUUCUCGAGGUCACACUGGAAGACCUAGCGGAAGCCUUGGCUGACCUGGAAGACCGCAUCCUGUCUUUACGGGAGACGAUGUCGACCGGAAAGGAUUUCGAAGAGAGGCUAGAGGAUCGGAACUAUCGAGCCGAGAUUCUGGAAAACAACGAAGAGAUUGAUCACAUUUUGGCGAGAAUGAAUGUGAUCAUGCGGCAGUGGGAUGACGACGUGGAAGCAGGUCUGCACGGCGUCUCUGCCUUUAAGGAGUGGUUGCAGGAGCUGAGAGAUGGGCCGUGGAGGAAUGGGCGCCCCGACCUGGUGGAGAUACACGAUGCCAUGAAGGGUAACGCCGACGCUUGGCUGAAUGCUUUCGACGAGACGAACAGCCGAGCACAGGAUCUGAAUAGCCUAAUCAUCAAGCUCAUGACCAUCACAGCCGAAAUGGCGCAGAAGGCGGGCGAGGUCAGUCGCAAGACGUGGUCCACCAUCCCUCCGUACACUUCCCCCAUAUCCGGGAGUCUCAAGAGCAAGACAUCGAUAUCUUCGCCGCCCUCGGUACGAUCGAAUCCCAUGUCCAAUGCCCGCAUCAGUAUUAGGAGCGGUUCGACCUCAUUCGCGCAGCUGUCGAUGAUGGAGGACGGUGACUCGGACGAUGGGCUCGAGGGUUUUCCACUCCCGGGUGUGACCCCAUUAUUGCCACCAACGCGAUACAGUGGUAACAGAGUCUCCAAGAAGAUGUCUAUCGAAACGGCAAAAUGGGGCGCAGAGCUCAGCGCGUCAAAGCCUCCUACUGUACAGGAGGUGCCAGAGGAAGAAAAGGAGGACGGGCCCUUGUACCUGUUGCAGCCAAGGACCUACACGCCCGUACUCCCCGAGCCUAUGCCAUCACCCAGGGUCAAGGAAGCGCCGGCACCGGCGCCAUCAACAACACCCACGUCCACCACUACUACUCAGCAACAACACGAGGCACUUCCACAAAUACAGUCUCGAGGCUCCAUUCGCCAUCGCGUGUCUCUAAAAGGGGCACCGCCCGAGGAUAUCCUGAUACCGCCGACGGUCAAGCCUGGAGGUGUGAAUGGACGAGGCUCGCCGGCCUUCGUUUCUCGGCGUAGCCACAACAACCAUCAUCUACAAACAGGGGACUUGGAAGCAAGCUAUCACCGCGCCCAGGGGUCGUCGGGCAGUAGCAUGUUGGACGUGGACGCCCAUCGUCAGCAUGCUCUUCCUCGCGUUGCUUCUCACGCUGAGUUGGGUCCGGCACGGCCACCACUGAUGGCGUCGCCAAGUUCCGACUUUCAGCACUACCACCCAGUGCGAGCCUCACCUCACUCGCCGUUGCAGCAGAGACCACAUACAGCGGCUGGGCCGCAGCCGUAUCCCACAACACCCAGCUACCCGCAACACCUACGCGGCCAACCGUCCCGCCUUGGAAGCAUAGCACCGACGAGCGCCGGCGAUCAGACAACGCGUCAAGGAACCCCUUCCGUCCAGACUGGACGAACUGUAAAGAAGAAGAAAAGCGCCUUUGGCUGGUUUAAAAAGGCGUUCACCAUGGACGACGACGAAAAGGCAGCAUUCGAAGCCCGCAGGCAAAUGGAUGCCCCCGAUAACUACUACAAGGACAAGAGUCCUAAAUUCCUCGACGGCAAGAGGCUGAGAUAA
Molecule: messenger RNA, 2463 nt
Organism: Emericellopsis cladophorae
Lineage: Eukaryota; Fungi; Ascomycota; Sordariomycetes; Hypocreales; Bionectriaceae
Exons: 1
Coding region: 1-2463 (820 amino acids)
Source: RefSeq, a predicted model, not a curated record